AUGCCUCCCCCCAGACUGAAGAACCAGAGGCCAUUUGGUAUCGAUCGACUUGAGCAGAUCUUCCGCGCAGACUCUGAAUCGCGAUUGAUGGAGCUCUUCCUGUUCCAUUUUCGGCAAACGGGAAAGACACUAGAGCACAAGUUCUUGGGAGUGAAGGCGUAUGGAACGGUCGAGCCGGCUAAUUUGGAGGCUAUCUUGUCUACCAGUUUCAAAGGUACGGAAUGA
Messenger RNA from Alternaria incomplexa, 225 nucleotides. RefSeq lists its product as uncharacterized. NCBI's taxonomy places the organism in Eukaryota, Fungi, Ascomycota, Dothideomycetes, Pleosporales, Pleosporaceae. Bases 1 to 225 code for a protein of 74 amino acids. The record is from RefSeq and is a predicted model, not a curated record. The transcript has 2 exons.